CGCUUUGCUGGUCGAGCUGUCUGUGUUCACGCGUUGGUAAUUUGCUGUGUCUAAUAAUCUGCUAUGUUUGCAUUAGUGAAGUUUUUAGAAGAAUUUGACAACAACCGCUUGUAUGUCGUGAGUGUAAAUUCAAUUUUGGACUUCCGCCCGCAGCACACCGAAGAUUUUGAUAAUAGGACUAAUUAUUCAGUGUUCGGGGUUGACGAGGCAAACAACGAAAAUACGCGGGCGUACGAGGCUCAAGUUCUGCUGCUGGCCGAAUCCCGGGAGGAGCUGGAGCACAAGAAAUCGAACAAGAGGGUGCCCAUGCCAAAGAUUCGCAUGGAAGAGCACUCGGAUGAUGAUAAGCGCGCUAAAAAGCAAGACAAGCAGGUAUCACAAAAGCGCAAAUUCAUGCAAGUGAAUGCAAGGAGUGCGAGCUAUAGUAGAAUUCUGGAAAAGCAUGUUCAAGAUGCAAAAAAAAAAGCCAAGGGUGAACAAUCCAGUGAGCCCAAUCAUCAAAGCCGGUGUCACGAGCGAAAACAGACGACGCUUGGACAGCGUCGGCUCCGUAAACCCAACAUGGCGACCGCCCAGUGUUCCAUCGAUGUGUUCGAACAGUUGGAUGACGCCGCCCGGGUGGAAGCCUACAGGACAGCCGUGUCCGAAGCAGGUGCCCUAAGAACCGAAGUGGAUCAGCUCCGGCGCGAAUUGGAAGGACUGAAAAUAAUGUUUUCGGAUGGACACGACUCCGCCAAAGAAAUCGACGCACCAAAGCCACCUCUUGACCCGCAGUUGCAGGCUGAGGCACUUCGAGAAAUGCAUGAAGGAAGGUACGGUGGCCACAUGGGCAUCAGAAGAACAUUCGAAGCGCUGAGGUCCAAGUACUACUGGCCAAAGCUCUAUACGGAUGUCAAACGACAAAAAAUGUGGAAGGAGAGAUCACUAAAACUAGAAAAAGAAAAUGAAGUUCUGCUGGAGCAAGUGGCAUCGCUCCAGCGUUGCUUGGAAAGCAAAAUAUUUCAAGUGGAAGCCCUUCACAGAAGAAACAAUAGCAUGGAAGGGGAAGGCAUUCAUGCCAAGCUGGGUCAUGUUGCCAUAGGCCGUGGCAAGAUGGGUGAGCUGUUUCAUUUCCUCUUAAAAUUCUGUGACCAUUUCUGGAGUACUUAUAUUUCUUUAACAUGUUUUACUACGUAUUUCACUGUACUUCAUUACAGAACAAUGCCUGGGAAAGACUUUGUGCACCUCCCUGAUGGAUCAUUUCAUCUAGCAGAAGGUAUUGUUAUUUCUGCAAAUCAAGCUGCCAAAAUCUUAAAUAACAAGAAGGCAACACUUGUCUGCAAAGACACCGCCCAAGCAAUAUGGGGCACGGAUGGCCUUCUGAACAGAAGUGUGAGUGGUGUUGCUGCCCCCAAGCUCAGAGCAGCUGGGGAGUUCGCGAAGCCGCCACUUACACCCACGAAAGUGAACGUCGUGACAGGUAUGGUGGAAAAAAAUAUAUAGACUCUGGUAACCUUGAAAUGUCUGAAAUGGCACAUCUGUCUUGAUUUUGGCUUUGUUUGUCUCUAUAAAAAUCUUUGUUUUCUUGACAUUUUACCAACAUUAUUGAGCCUUAUGCUGUGCUGUGCCAAUUAUGUUUUACAGCCACAGUCCGCCACUGGGGCCAGCUAAAGGGCGAAGAUGUGACCACAGCUGUGGCCUCCAUUACCAAGCUUCUCUCCGAGAAGAUACAAGAUGUGAGAAAAUCCAGCAAGCGACUGGCGCUAGCCAAAGAACAUCAUAGCAUGUGAUUAAAUACUUAUAAACUGGCCUUAUAGCCCUUGUUUCUUUAGCAGCAGCUCUGCAUGCACGGCUGCCAACGGGCACCUUGAAUGUAUGGAGCUGCGGCCAAUACACUGCCAACUGGUCCCAAUGGGGGCUGGGACCACUACCAACUGGUCCCAGCUGAACUGGUUUCAGCUGGUCCCAUUAGGGGCUGGGACCAACUGGGACCACUAUCAACUGGUUCCAGCUGGUCCCAUUGGGGGCUGGGACCAACUGGGAAUUUCAUCAUAAGCCAGUUCAACGGGGACCAGUUUGGAACCAGGUGGUACCACUUGGAAUAUUUU
Dermacentor silvarum is the source of this 2087-nucleotide messenger RNA. Its product is annotated as BEN domain-containing protein 5-like. Gene Ontology annotation, biological process: negative regulation of DNA-templated transcription. The transcript has 10 exons. NCBI's taxonomy places the organism in Eukaryota, Metazoa, Arthropoda, Arachnida, Ixodida, Ixodidae. Gene Ontology annotation, molecular function: DNA binding. The record is from RefSeq and is a predicted model, not a curated record. The coding region runs from base 64 to 1482 and encodes 472 amino acids.